Chaetomium strumarium is the source of this 1139-nucleotide messenger RNA. RefSeq names its product HotDog domain-containing protein. Gene Ontology annotation, molecular function: fatty acyl-CoA hydrolase activity. The record is from RefSeq and is a predicted model, not a curated record. NCBI's taxonomy places the organism in Eukaryota, Fungi, Ascomycota, Sordariomycetes, Sordariales, Chaetomiaceae. The transcript is spliced from 5 exons. Bases 313 to 861 code for a protein of 182 amino acids.
CCGAGGCACAUCCAUCACCCCGGAAUUCAGAUUGAUAGGGGCGAGAUGGAGCACGCGGGGUGACAGCUCCACAGCGGCAACCCUUAUAAGCCAGGGGCUUCCAUAAACAGAAGUAUUCAGUUCAGAACUUCAGAGAGGCUGCAUGUUGUUGAAUGACAUUGUGAGACGGGUUGAAACGGCGUUAUCUGGUGUUACACUUCACCAACUACCUGGAUUUAUGCGGGCAUAUAAGAACCGAGACCCGACCCAACGUUUAUUAUACGUGACGUCUAAACCCCCCUUAGGUUCUUCACCUAACUUCCAAACUCAGCGAUGUCUCAACGACAGACAAAACCGCAGAAACAGGCGGCCGCCUUCCUCCAACUCACCGGCGAGGAACGUGUCCGGAAGCUGAUCAGCCAGUUCGCCGAGGAUGCCGCCCGUCCCGUCUCCAAAGAGAAUGAACCCGAAUGGACACAGCGGCUCUUCCCCUUCCUGGCCCUGCACACCGUCUCGUCCGAUCCCGCCCGGCCCUCAGUAACCUUCAGCUUCACGGUACAGCCGCAGCACUGCAACCGCCUGAACAGCCUCCACGGCGGCUGCACAGCUUCCCUUUUCGACUUCUGCACCUCGACCCCGCUAGCCCUAGUCUCCCGCCCAGGCUACUGGUCCUAUCUGGGCGUCAGCCGGACGCUGAACACGACCUAUCUGCGCCCAGCGCCGGUGGGCACGACUGUGUUGAUCGAAUGCGAGAUCGUGCAGAUAGGCCAGCGGUUGUGCGCACUCCGCGGCGUGAUGCGGCGGGCGACUGACGGUGUGGUGCUGGCGACCUGUGAGCACGGCAAGGUCAAUACCGAUCCUGCUGCUGCUAGCAAGGUUUGAUAUUGCAUGAAAGUUGGGUGGGAGGAUGGGGAGGGGCGGCGUGAUGUUGCAGGGGUUGCAGGACUGAAGGUCUCCCAAGGCGUGUAUAUAGGUACCGUACCCAUAGACGAUAGAUGGAUGGGAUCUGAUGGCUGGUUGAUUUUUAGUUGGGUUUGCUGGGUUGUCGCCAUGUAAGUCGUGCGGUAUUACAUGCCCCUGAGAUUCUAAACAACGGUUUAUAGUAGCGGCUGGGUGCGGUAUCACCUGAGCGAUACUAGUAGCAGACACGAUUAAGCAGA